Messenger RNA from Bufo bufo (common toad), 713 nucleotides. RefSeq names its product elongin C (gene ELOC). NCBI's taxonomy places the organism in Eukaryota, Metazoa, Chordata, Amphibia, Anura, Bufonidae. Gene Ontology annotation, molecular function: protein-macromolecule adaptor activity. Bases 146 to 484 code for a protein of 112 amino acids. Gene Ontology annotation, biological process: ubiquitin-dependent protein catabolic process. The transcript has 4 exons. The record is from RefSeq and is a predicted model, not a curated record. Gene Ontology annotation, cellular component: elongin complex.
UUUAGACACUACCUUUCCGUUUUCCCGCUGCGGGGGCCAGGCUUUCCGGAAGUGAUUGUGCUGUCGGUUAGGUGGGCCUCGAGCUUGUGGGGAGCAGGGUGCCCGUCCGGAAAUCAUUAUCCAGAAAGACAUCAUCAUCAUUAGGAUGGAUGGCGAAGAGAAGACAUAUGGCGGCUGUGAAGGGCCUGAUGCUAUGUACGUAAAGCUCAUCUCCUCAGAUGGCCACGAAUUCAUUGUUAAGCGGGAACAUGCUUUGACAUCUGGAACAAUAAAAGCCAUGUUGAGUGGUCCAGGGCAGUUUGCUGAAAAUGAAACCAAUGAAGUGAACUUUAGAGAGAUCCCUUCUCACGUCCUGUCGAAAGUGUGCAUGUAUUUCACCUACAAAGUUCGUUACACAAACAGUUCCACAGAAAUCCCAGAGUUCCCCAUUGCCCCCGAGAUCGCCCUGGAGCUCCUGAUGGCAGCAAACUUCCUUGAUUGUUGAAUAAAGUAAAUUAUGGGAAAUUACAGUUAUUUUUUUUUUUGUAUUUAAAUACCACCUCAAUUUAGUAUUAUUUUUUUUUUUGUCAUUUUAGCAUGAUUGCACCUUUUUUUCUGAGUGAUGUAUAUUAUGCAACAGUUUCCCCAUACUUUGCGAAGAACUGAAACCUUUGCCUCUUCGCAUACGUUUUUUCCCCACAUAGCAACAUUAAUAAACCAAUAUCAGAAUUGGA